AGAAGAAUAUGAACAAAGGAGAUAGAAAUUGCAGAAGAUUAGACAAAGCAAUUGCAGAAAAUUAAAUUCAAGAAGUCGAAGAGAUUGUACGCGCUAAAACUGAAAAAGAAAAAAAAAAAAGGAAAAAAAAAAAAUUAAAGCCUCUGGACUGGCACGUGUGAACAUGGGCCGGUUUUACAUGUAAGUCGGCCUUUUUAAAGAAUUUGUGAAUUACUACGUAUGUGAGUAAUCAAAGACCUAAUAACAAACAAUUUACCAACUUUUCAUCUAACCUACACCCAUUCUCCUUAAUUUUCUCUCUCUUCCCCUUCUACUUCGACAGAACCAAAGUGUCCCCAUUAAUAAACCCCAUCAAAUUCUGUACUGUAUUUACACUCUCCCAUACAGUUAGUUAGAGAGAACUUCGUUUUCAUCGAAACCCAUUCUCUUUAAUCACUCUUUUCUUGUUUUUCUCUCAAUCCUCCAUUCUUCACAUUGGCUUCUAGCAGAUUAUUAAUUGGAUUGACUAGAGCAAGUAGAUUGAAAAUGGCAGCUUCCACAGCAUCAGGGUUGCAAAUGGCUGCAGUAAAGCCAUGUGUGUCUUCCCCUCGCCCUAUCUUUGGUGCCGGUGCUGCAUUUUGCAAUGCUGAUUUGAGACGAGUAUCGUGGGCUAAGCUCACAAGUGCUUGUCAUAUAUCAUCUGUACAGCCUUUCCAGCACAGGUUCUCGUCUUCCUCCUCGAAAUCUGGCAAGGGUGUCAUCAAGGCAAUGGCGGAAUCUAGUGACAAGCCUCUAGGAGGAUUGCCUAUUAACUUAAAAGGUAAGAGGGCAUUUAUUGCUGGUGUAGCUGAUGAUAAUGGAUAUGGUUGGGCAAUUGCAAAAUCUCUGGCUGCUGCUGGUGCUGAGAUUCUUGUUGGAACUUGGGUCCCUGCACUGAACAUUUUUGAAACAAGUCUAAGACGUGGAAAAUUUGAUGAAUCUCGAGUGUUGCCUGAUGGUUCAUUGAUGGAGAUCACCAAAGUAUAUCCUCUAGAUGCAGUUUUUGACAGUCCAGAAGAUGUCCCUGAAGAUAUCAAAGCAAACAAGCGGUAUGCAGGGUCUAGCAAUUGGACUGUGAAGGAAGUUGUCGAAACAGUAAAGCAGGAUUUUGGUAGUAUUGACAUCCUCGUGCAUUCGCUUGCCAAUGGACCUGAGGUCACUAAACCUCUUUUAGAAACAUCAAGGUAUGGGUAUAUGGCUGCAAUUUCUGCCUCAAGUUACUCUUAUGUUUCGCUGCUCAAGCAUUUCCUUCCUAUAAUGAACCCAGGUGGUUCUUCUCUGUCACUCACAUACAUUGCUUCUGAGAGGAUAAUUCCCGGCUAUGGUGGAGGCAUGAGUUCAGCAAAAGCUGCAUUAGAGAGUGACACAAAGGUAAUGGCAUUUGAAGCAGGGAGGAAACGCAGGAUUAGAGUGAACACAAUAUCAGCUGGUCCACUUCGGAGUCGUGCUGCAAAGGCUAUUGGAUUUAUCGAUAUGAUGAUCGACUAUUCUAUAGCUAAUGCUCCAUUGCAAAAAGAACUAUCUGCGGAGGAAGUUGGGAACACUGCUGCUUUCUUGGCAUCACCUUUGGCAUCUGCUAUUACCGGUGCUGUUGUCUAUGUAGACAAUGGCCUAAAUGCAAUGGGAGUGGGCGUAGAUAGUCCUAUUUUCGAGAAUCUUGACAUUCCAAAAGACCAACUUUGAAAUGAUUGUUAGCUAGCACCCCCAUUUUGUGUUAUGAUCAUCGGGAUCUUCAUUCAGCAGUUUGUGUGUCGAGGAUUGGUAAUUGGAGUAGGAUGCUUAUUGUAUCAUUCUUCAUAUCCUUGUACUAGGCCUCUUUAGCCCCUACAUUAUGACCUCUUGUUGCUUGCGGAGGUAGUUCCUAUUAUAUUAUCAUCAAUUGAGAAUUUGAUCACAUAAAUGCCAUCACAUUGAUGUACCCUUUGAAUCUCGAGGCACAAAUUACUAUCCUCUUCUCCAAUAAUUUCAAUUUUAAUUAUCAAAA
Messenger RNA from Chenopodium quinoa (quinoa), 2002 nucleotides. RefSeq names its product enoyl-[acyl-carrier-protein] reductase [NADH] 1, chloroplastic-like. The record is from RefSeq and is a predicted model, not a curated record. NCBI's taxonomy places the organism in Eukaryota, Viridiplantae, Streptophyta, Magnoliopsida, Caryophyllales, Amaranthaceae. The transcript has 13 exons. Gene Ontology annotation, biological process: fatty acid biosynthetic process. Gene Ontology annotation, molecular function: enoyl-[acyl-carrier-protein] reductase (NADH) activity. The coding region runs from base 526 to 1701 and encodes 391 amino acids.